AUGCCUGUCUUAUGUUGCGAUUACAACAACGACAAUGACGAAGAGAAGAUUGAUGUUAAAAAUUGGAAAUUUGGAGAAACUCAACAGAUUUCUGUCAUAAAAACUGAGAAAACUUAUCGCUCAUUCAGAUAUGUCGAUGUGAAAAUUUGUGGUAACUUUUAUUUAAGCUUCAUAUUCUUAUCAGUCUGA
Messenger RNA from Clunio marinus, 189 nucleotides. NCBI's taxonomy places the organism in Eukaryota, Metazoa, Arthropoda, Insecta, Diptera, Chironomidae. The record is from the annotation of a GenBank genome assembly.